GUCAAUGAAUUUCGUCGUAGUAAAUAAUAACGAUGUUUACAUUUGAUUUAUAUAUUCUAUGAAAUAUUUUGGAUCAGUUUUCGUUUUUCGUAUAAAACUAUAAGCAAUAGCUUACGUUUCUAAUUAUUCGUUAACUAACAUAUGUUUACGGUAAACUGAAUAUGGCAGGUUCUACAACAACAGGUGCCUCGGUUCUAACAGACAUCCGGUCCAUGAUCGACCUGGCAAUCGGCACGCCGGAGUUGGGUGUAGUGGACUUCUGCAUGCUGCACACCGUGCUGCACUGUCUGGCGCAGCAGCUGAACGCCCUGGACAAGCCAGUGGAGCUGGUGGGAAACGCCACGCCGCAAUCCUUGCCCACCGGCAAGGACAUACACAGCAUCGCCAUCACCGAGUAUAUCGUCGAGACCGUCGCCACUGCCGCCGAGCCCAUGAAACCCGUGGCAGUAAAACCACCUAUACCACCUGCUGAGCCUACACUUUUAGUAGUGGAACGUGUCAAAAGGGAUUUUUCACCCUUGUCCUCGGCGGAUCCCAGUGUGGUGAAGGCGACGAUGCCCGAUCGACCAGCGGCAGCGCCGUCGCAAGGAGCGGCGCCCGCCGGCCGGAAAUCCAUAAUAAGCAAGGCUGCUUCGGAAAGUCAAGAGGAAGGUCUACCUGAACAAGCUGGAGGGCAUGAAGGAGUUGUAAAGGGGGUAGAAGGCAAGCACAAGCAGUCACACGCAAAGCAGGACACAGAGCCCCGGCGGCUGGCAUCCUCGGAGAAACUGUCUUUGGUGACAUUGAGCAAGUUCAACCUGCUGGAGAACGUUGUUCAAGACCUCAAGGAUCGCGUUUAUGGUAGUAUGCCAAAGAACGAGAAGAUAUUAGAGGAAGUCAGAUCUCAAACAAACUUGAAGGCAAUUACUGACAUGUGGACAAAUUUGAACGUGUCGUCCCGACUCGAAGCGGCCGAGACGGGGCUCACCAAGCUCAGCUCCCUUGUGGAAGACCUGAUAAAGGAAGGCGGCCCGAGACCGGGGGCAAUAAGUGCAGCGCCAACGACGGCGCCAGCGACGGCGCCAGAGACGGCGCCAGCAACUUCGCCAGCGACGGCGGCUGGGACGGCGGCAGACACGGCUACAUCGCCGACGACGCUCGCUACCUCGCAAACUGAACAAUUGCAAGGUGGACAAAUUGGGCUGUUGGGGCCUCCUUACCCAUGGGAUGUCCUGGCUGCUGAGGUGGCCGAAGACAGGGACAAGAUGCUGCAACAUUUGAAUCGCCUGCGCGCCGACAUCGACCUUCUGAACAAUACCUUCUAUGAUGCCAUGCAAAGCCUCCAGAGCAAAUUAGAUCCAGAGAGUCAAAUAACACUGCCGCCACCGCCUCAGCAUGUCCCAACAGAAGAGCUGCUUCCCCCGCGUCGUACGCACUCGGUAUUACAAUCACCACUAUCACCAGAUGGACCACCAGCCACCACCCACCAGGCCAGCCUCCGGGCCCCCAGUACGCCGGAGUCGCAUGGGUCGACGGGAAUAUCCGCGGCUUUAACAGACCGGCUGGCGCUGCUCGAGCGUCGCAUUAAGGAAUGCUGCGAGAGCAUGGUCAAGGACAAGGGAACCGCCGGGGAUCAGUUGAAUAAUUUCCAAGACCAACUUGAUCACCUUAUGCGUCAAGUUGGAGCUCUCCAUGAAGACAUCAGCGUACUCAAGAUGUCACCUAAUUUGGCUAAAGAUUUGGAAGGUCUGUUGACGCUGUACCAGACCGUGCAGGAGAUGCAGGAGCAGCUGCACCAGGUGAACGAGCUGGCGCGCCAGCUGGCUGGCGAGAAGGAUGACCGCCAUCAACAUAUUAAAGCACUUUUGGAACAAAUUGAAAUCCUCAAAACAAUCAAAAUGGAUCGAGAAGACAUGGCGGAAGCGAUGGCUGAGAAAGCGGACCUGCGCUUGUUGGCGCGGAAGGUUUCUCACGACCAGUUUGAGAUGGCUUGUGACGACCUCUCCAGAGGACUGGAUCACGCCCUCGGGAAGCUCAACACACAGGAAGCCCUGUGGCAGCAGGUGUUAGACGACGUGCAGCGCGAGAUAGAGAGCAAGCUGGACAAAAUGGAGCUAUCUCCACUAAAGGAAUUCUUCGAAACCAAGUUGCGCUUAUUGCAAGACAAUCUGAAGCAAAUGGCGUCGCUACGUCGAAAUGUUGAAGCAGCGGGCACCAAGAGGCGAUUGCUAAGAGAGGUGAACUGCAUAUCCUGCGACGCGGAUGCCGUGAUGUCAUUAGAGAACACCACUCCGAUGGCAACCAAGCCUUUGCCUGCCCAUCUAUCUAUGAAGCCGUAUCUCAGCUACGAACUAGAUACCAUUCGCAAGACACAGGCAAGCAACCUACCGCAGCGUAACCUGCACGACUGGGAGACCAUAGAAAAGCAAAAAGCUCCCAAAGCACCCGUAAAAGUUAGAUCGGAUACGGACAAGCACAUUUGCAACCGCUACUGCGGCGGGUCGCACACGACGACCACUCCGGCGCAGCGCGUGGCGCGCACCGGCCACUUCAUCAAGCAGUGGGGGCCGGACGUGGUGCCGCUCGCGAGCGGCCUGGCCACCGGCGACGACGGCAGGCUGUACAAAGUUACCACCACGGAACACGCUAACGUUGGUCCAGGUGGAUCAGUGGACCCGACUUGCACGAAAAAGCCGAAGUCGCCGGAACCUUCCAAGACGCUGCCGAAGGCGCCAAUCAUUCUAAACAAGGAAUGCCGUUGCCUGGAAGGGGGGCCUUACUCGUAACCUCUUACGAAUGGAGCUGCUGAAGUUUUUUGGAAUAAAACUACACGAUUUCGUAAACUCACUGCAUUUGAUGACAUCGAAAAUUACUUAUAUGUAGGUAAUUCAUCACUAAAUUAAAGACUAUAGCUUCCAAA
Cydia splendana is the source of this 2899-nucleotide messenger RNA. RefSeq lists its product as uncharacterized. NCBI's taxonomy places the organism in Eukaryota, Metazoa, Arthropoda, Insecta, Lepidoptera, Tortricidae. The record is from RefSeq and is a predicted model, not a curated record. The transcript has 23 exons. Bases 162 to 2765 code for a protein of 867 amino acids.